GUACGAGUCCAGAGAAGUCACAAAAUGGAGAAGAAAAAGACGGAAGAAUGCCCCUUUUUACCCAAAGGGUGGAAGAAGGAAGAAGUCAUAAGAAAAUCUGGUCUGUCUGCGGGUAAAACAGACAUUUACUAUCACAGUCCGUGUGGGAGGAAGUUUCGCAGUAAGCCCCAACUUGCCAGGUUUCUUGGAGACGCCAUUGAUCUGACCUCCUUUGAUUUCCGGACGGGCAAACUCUUAACGUCAGGAGUUCGGAAGAGCAAGAGGUUAAAAAACAUCCAUUAUGACUACAACAAAGGUACGCGGCACGACAUCAGUUUGGUUCUCCCAAUACGACAGACAGCGUCAAUCUUUAAGCAGCCCGUCACACUGAAGACCAAUCAUACGACCAAUCGUAUCAAGGCUGACCCAAAACAGGACACCAAGGAAACACCUAGACAGCUAUUCUGGGAGAAGCGGCUGCAGGGCAUGCAUGCUUGCGACAUCGAAGAAGAAAUCCUACAAUCCAUGGAGCUACCAGAGGGGCUCUUUGCUGUUGGUCCAGACAUGUCGGAGGAAGGUCUUGUACAGAGUAUAGCAUCUAGCUUACAUCUCAGUACUCAACCAAUCAUGGGCCAGACGGGAUCACAGCAUCAGAUUGAGAAGAACCCAGGCGUGUACCUGAAUACAGAGCAGCCUCCUUGUAUGAAGUUCCUGGUGACGGAGGCCGACAUCAAGAAGCAAGAGGAGCGUGUCCGGGAGGUGAGGCAGAGACUGCGCAAGGUGCUGGAGGGAGAUCUCAAACAGAUACAAGCCGAGUUGGAGGAGACAGAAGAAGAGGAGGGAUCAGAGUGAAUGAAUAAACUCCACCCACAAUGACAUAGGAUCAGACAUUCAACCUGUAGCUCCGCCCAGCUGCUGUGGGAAGCUCCUCCCACAAGGCCAAACCAUCAAUUAACUCUCAAUUCAGAUUACUCUGAUUGGUUAAUGGCUACUACCCAGCUGCCAUACAUGCACAUACCAGGUUGAGUUUUUCCACCAGUCUCCGCCCAGCCGCUGUAUACACCAGACUAUGGAUAACUGAAGCUCCUCCCAUAUGACUAAUCAAUCCGUAAUAUUUAAAUUGACAUGGGAGUGAACUCCACAUAUUGGUUACCACCCAAUACUUGACAAUGUGUGUGUCUACCCAGCUGUCUUAUACACCAGCCUACAAACUUACAGUUGAUGUUGGACUAACUCCUCCCACUGGCUACCACUAAGCUACAAACACCAGUCAGGAUCACAUAAGCUCCUCCUACCAGGAUACAAGGCCAAACCA
This is a messenger RNA of Patiria miniata (bat star), 1294 nucleotides long. Its product is annotated as methyl-CpG-binding domain protein 2-like. Gene Ontology annotation, molecular function: DNA binding. The transcript is spliced from 7 exons. Bases 25 to 831 code for a protein of 268 amino acids. NCBI's taxonomy places the organism in Eukaryota, Metazoa, Echinodermata, Asteroidea, Valvatida, Asterinidae. The record is from RefSeq and is a predicted model, not a curated record.